AUGACGACGACGAUGCGCGCGCCCGCUCGACCGCGCGCCGCGCCGACGCCGCGUCGCGACGCCGCGCGCGCGCCGCGCCGCGCGUCGCGCGCGCGCGCGGGCGACGUGAACAAGCGCCAGGAAGACCUCGGCGGACUCGGCGGCGACAUCGGCGCCCGCGAUCCCACCGCGGGCGAGCUCGAGAGCAAUUUCGGGACGUCCACGCUCGGACACGCGGACACCGAUCACAUCCUGCAGGUGCCGACGGCGAUGGCGGAGAUGAUCAUGCUGAAGAAUAAAAAGUGCGCGCCGGGGGCGCAGGCGGAAAAGUUGGACUUUCAGGGGCAGGAGGUGCUGCGGAAGCAGGUGUGGGACUGGAAGAUUCGCCCGGGACGAGGGAACUUCGAGUGCCUGCGUCGGGAGUUUCCGACGGCGGAGGGCGAGGCGGGGAGGCUGUGCGAAUUGAUCGCGGGGACGGCGACGGCGGAGGGAUGGGCGCCGGCGACGUGCGAGGCGACGAGCGGGAGCAAGGUGCUCGUGGAACUCGGGAGCGAUGCGCUCAAGGGCGUGUGCACGAAUGAUUUCAUUCUCGCGGCGAAGAUCGAUGCGAACGAGGAGGCGAUGGGGAUGUUGGUGAAGGAGGCACCCAAGGCGCGCAACUGGUUUUGA
Molecule: messenger RNA, 648 nt
Organism: Ostreococcus lucimarinus CCE9901
Lineage: Eukaryota; Viridiplantae; Chlorophyta; Mamiellophyceae; Mamiellales; Bathycoccaceae
Exons: 1
Coding region: 1-648 (215 amino acids)
Biological process (GO): tetrahydrobiopterin biosynthetic process
Molecular function (GO): 4-alpha-hydroxytetrahydrobiopterin dehydratase activity
Source: RefSeq, a predicted model, not a curated record